Porites lobata is the source of this 23274-nucleotide messenger RNA. The record is from the annotation of a GenBank genome assembly. NCBI's taxonomy places the organism in Eukaryota, Metazoa, Cnidaria, Anthozoa, Scleractinia, Poritidae.
CUAAGUGGGAUGCUUUACAACACUGAAGCGUCACACGUCCUGCUGAAUACACGCUCCUGAUUGGCUCUUUUCGCUCGCAACAAUUUCCCGCUAAUUGGCUGUUUGAUGUGAUUGGUUGUUGAAUGGCUUACUUUUGAGAGGCGCAUAUCUGCCAUCAUUUCUAUAACACUAACCAUGCAUCGGUUGAUAUUCUUUAGACUGGAAAAGUGCUCGACAUAGUCCAUGAAGCUCUUGAUCUCUCCCCGACAACAUGUUCGUGCUCUUUAGCACACUGUGGCUCGCCUUUACUCUUCUGAGAAGUAGCAGUGGCCAAGGUACUGUGUAACACGAAGCGAUUCCCUGAUUAUUUUCGACAUGAUUUCUUGUCCUCUCCGUGUGCGCUCAUUCACCUUACAACCGCUAGAACCGCUUAGUAGGGAUUCUGCUGUUUGAUCGUUCCCCGGGUCGGCUAAUCUCGCGCCUUAGCCGGCUCUUUUGUAAACUGCUAGCUCUGUUGGUUUUAGCUUGUUAGAAUUAAUCACGGUUUGUGGAUUUAACAGAAGAAAUAAUUAAGACAACCACGCGAAUCCGAGUGAAUCUUCUCGCAUUGAAUUGAAUGUAAAUUUCCGGUGGUUCGAUUUUUGGUCUGCGGGUAGCUGGGAUUUACGUCAAAUGGAUCGACUUCACCGUCACAAUUCGUUACUGCAGUUGUUCAGAAGUCUUUUACACUUACAAUUUUUUGGUUAUUUUAUCUCACAGCUCAUCUUCCAGCCAUCAGUUGCUGCUCCGAUGCCGCUGAAUUUGAAGCUUGCAAACAUCACUGUAAUGAGGUAAUGUUCAUGCUACAUACGAUCUCUUUUAUCUUGCCCGGCGGGGCAUAUUUGAAAAUCCAAGCGAACUGAAAAGCAAUGGUUCAUUGUAAAUAAAUUGUUCUUGUUUAUCGUCCUCAAAUACGUCGAGUGCGAAAUUUUUCUGUGCAUUUUGUAUUCACACUUAUGCAAGUUUAUUUUAGACCGGAGGCAAAUUGAAUUCAAAUGCUUACCACUAACAUCUGUGUAUGUUGUUUUGAUUCCCUUCUGUCAGUUGGAUACCGAAGGAGACCUCAGUUUACGCUAUCAGAAAUUACGUGAACUUCCCAAACAUUGCCCUGGCCAUUUGGUGAGUAAAGUUUGAUAUUUUCUGUUUGUUUGAAGAAGUACUUUGUCGCCUUUCCGUGAGUAUCAAAGAGGAAAACAAUUAUCUGCAAAUGCCCUGCAGAAGUGCAAUAGAUAACCGGCUUUUUCGCCGCCCAUAACACUAAUUCUGUUUCUUCUAAUCCUCUUGUUUCAGGUUUACUUUUGGCGGUGCCUUAAUGAUUCAAAUCCAGGUAAGAAGCCUGUAGGAGUAGCUAGUCCUAUCUGCUUGCAUUGUCACUUUAAUUUCCACUAAUAACUUCUGCAAAUAAAGGUCUUGCUUCGUAUAAUAGGCCAAUUAGCUUCGGUCUAAGUUUCGUCGCCUUCGUUUUUAAUGUUAAAGAGAUGCAUGAUAUUGUGAACUGUGUGUACUUUAACUUUCACAGACACUAUAGUCGUUUGCGCUUUAAAAGUAACGAGGUGAGAAUUAGAUUUCAAGUGAAUUACGUCCGAAAGGUCGCGCGAUUGCGUGGCUUCGUAUGUGAGUGUUUAUCCAUGCGUUCCGAAUUUAUCAGCGUUAUCCUGGCUUUGGUGAGGUUUAAUUUUUCACUUUACUUUUGUCAGUGGAUUGGAGUUCCUUCAGUUUAGAUGUAACUGAUUAUUUCAUAAUUGUCAAAGCAAAAUCCCACGUGUUUGAGCGCGCUUUUUUCUUAUCAUUGACUCGCUGUUAAUAGCAACCUUUUAACAUAGCAUCAUCUGCAAUGCAAAGCGGGCAGCUUAAUGGCAAAUUAAUUGGGCUGUGGCAUUGUUUUUUCUUGGCCAGUUAUUUUUUCGUUUCAUUCGAGACCAUGAACCGUUAAGAAAGGUUUGCAUGAUUGUAUGCGAAGUAUUUUAGCGUUCGAAAAUACAACACUUGAAAGGGCAAGUAUUUUUUUGUAUCGUGGACAGAAGAAAAUCAUACACAGUUUUGUGGGGCUAUCAAGUUGAAACCGAUGGUCUUAGUUUUUGGUUUUUCUGAAGACUAAAAGUGUGUUUUUGAGAUCAGCCAGAGGCUAGUAUGAAUAAUUAAGCUUAAUCAACCUGAAUUAAGAAUUAAUUUUCGUUUUAAAAGCGUUUUGUUUGAAUUCGAGAAUUGCAUCGUGAUGCCACUUCUGUUUAAUGUCAAGAACCAUUCCACAUUCCUCUAAAUGGUUUUGUUCAAUCUGUUUUCACAAGAUUCCCCCCACAGAGCGAUUUGGCAGUGAUCUUUUGUUUGGGAAUAGAAAAGAAAUUAUGCGUUUUAAUGGGGUGUUAAUAUUUUAUCUCAGGCAUUGAAAUAAUUUGCUUUGGGCGACCAACACUGAUGUAGUUUGUUCGACGCGAUGUAAGCUUACAUCUUACUGUAUUUGUAAGCUUACACAUCAAAGCUCUUUCUUUUUGUUCUUGUCCACUGAGUAGUAUCCGACUUGUAUUUGUUUGUCGCCUUUUCCAAAAGAGUCAUUUUUAUGGUACAUGGAUUGCGAUGGUAACUGUUUUAUGUUUCGCUAAAUUAGGCAAGAUGGCCAUCUAGAACUGUCGCAGGCGUACACAAAAGAGAACAAGAAUGCUUUUUAUGUGUCGAUCGGGUUUCAUUUCAUUUACUGCCAGAUCAUAUCGCCAGUAUAGUUUUUCAUUCUUAACCAAAAGAUUUUCUGAUGGAAGGAUAAAAGCAAAGUUCUGCCUUCUACUCUUUCUGGUGUACGAUAUAAAGCUACGUAUACCACCCCUAAAAAGGUAGAGGGAUUCGUUUGUAAGGAGAGAGGAUUUUCCCUCAAAUGUUUGCAGAAGAAGUUUUCCUCCAAUUUUCUUGUGUUGCCAUCCAUUUGUCUUUUUUGCACUGGGCAAAAGUCUUCUAUCAUGUUUGUUCCAUUUGGUCUUUUAUAAAGCUUGGUUUUACAUAAAUUUCUAUAUGAACUCCAUUAAGAAAUAAGGAUAAAGUAGCAAAUAACUUAAUCUCAGAUACUGAUUUGAGCUUAAAUCUUAGAUUAGAAAUCUGAUAUCUCCGUGGCAAGUUAAUUUUGAUUUUGGAACAUUUUGCAGUCCAUUUAAAUAUUAAGGUAUCAGCCACAAAGCUUUUAAGUAGCUAAAAAGUGAUCAUAUUAUCAAGUAAUCCUUUUAAAGUAUCAGGAAUCCAUCUGCUUUUGCAAAUGUGCUUUAUUUUAAACAUUUUAACUCGUUUUUCUUUCAUCAGUUUACCGUGAUACCAUGUUCAGUGUUAUGCAUUCUAUUGUUCAGUCCCAAGCAGUGCAGUUCUGUGCAAUGUUGUUCAUUUUUUUAGUUCUCCCGCCUUUGGCUCAAAGCUGUCAACUAAAAAUGAAUAAUUUGGUUCAAUUUUUUAAAAACCUGUGUGAAGUACAUUGAAAUAAUGUUACUAAAAAAAAAAAAUGGAAUUAUUAUCGCUAGUACUGACAUUUUUUAAAUCUUGGCGCAGAUCUAGGAAUUCUCCUUGUAGAAUAAAAAACAAAUUGUUAAAUUGUUAACAGUAUUUACCAUCACAGUUAUUUUGUAGGUGACAUAUCUAUCAGCUCCAUAGAUCGAUCUUGGAUAUUAAAGGUUUUUCAUGGUUCUGUUAUUGGAUAUUAAGCUACAUGUGCAUGAGGUUCAUUGCACAUUUAUAAAUGGCAACCCAGGGCACAACAGGAAAAAUAAUGUCAGUGAAGAAAGAUACGCACAGUGCAACUAUUUUAAGAGAGUUAAUAAACAUUUAAACAUGCAAUUUGCUCUGAAUCCUAAAACCGAAUAUGAUGUAAUUUUUGAAUAGUUAUGUAUGUUGUUCGUUUUUCACUGAGUGAAUGUUUAUAUUGAUCUGUAAAAACACCUUAAACUUGAAGAAGUGCCUCCUUGCUUAAUUCUAUAGACCGUACACAAUAUAAGCAUUGUAACGUAACAAUGUAUUUAUACAGAGUUAAUGAACUGAAUAUUUCGAUUUCGUAUUUGGGUUAAUGAUUUAAAAGCUUUCAUAUAUGGGAAGCAACAGUAAUUAGCUGAAUCUUGAAUGCUACUUUGUGGGUAGACAUAGUGUGUAAUUGAGACAAAACCAUGCAUUUUAAAACUGAAUUAUAAUGCAAUCAACAUACAUAGACACUAGGUUUCUUAUCAAAAAAUUGAUAUGUCUUGCUCAGGUGAUUGUGCUUGUGAACUUUGACCCUGAUUUUACUCGCCAAAUUGACAAUGGUUUGGGGAGCGUAUUGAUUUUUUUGUAAACUGUAUUGAUGAUGAUGGAUGUGAAAAAUGGGAAGGUGCCAAAAUAUUUCAAAUACCAAAGUUUUUCUUACAUUUUGGGUUGGGAAAAAAAUUUAUGAGUAAGAGUUAUUUCUACAGACUUAAGUAUAUGUAAAUGCCUUAACCAGCUGACUUGAACUCAUUAAUACUUUCUGGAAGGUUGAUAAAGUUUAGAAAGUAAAGCAUUGGUGUUUUAGUAAGCUUUAUGUGAUUAUUAUUGUGUUAUAUAUUGUGUGUAGGGAUUUCUUAAUGAAUUACAAGAUUAGAGGCUUUGGGUGUGAAUAGGGAAGUGGGAUGAAUCAUUGUCUGCAUUGAAUGUUUUUUAAUACAAACAUGUCUUAAACUGAGUUAAAAGUGUUUUAUAGAUUCCAUGGUGCCAUUUUAAUGUGCCUUUUUAAUUUAUACACACUUCGUUACAGUGCUUUAUAAACAAAUAUUUUGGAUAUACCGUUAGUGUUGUUUUCUCUGGUUCUAGAAUGCUUAAAAGGUAAUUUACACUGUAGGGAAUUGAAUGCUUUCAAACAGCUUUGUGCAAGGUUGUCAAAAUAAUUUGGAUGGCCAUCCAUCACAUUGAAAUUACCAUGAUAAUACCUUUGUUUAAAAAAUUAUUUGUUACUGUGAGCGGUUUACAUGUGGCAUGUAGUAAACUGUUAUGAUUGUUCAAGAUCUUUUAUUUGUUUAAGACUUUUGUAGAAAGAUAAUGGAAUGUAUCUUCCCCAAAUAAUUUUUCCUUCUCAGUCUUUUGUUUGAGUCCAGUCAAACAGUGACUUGUUAAUUAAUUCAGAAAUUUUAACAAAGCAUUAUAAAUCUCAUUAUGUAACCAGCUGCCCAUUCUCAACUUAAGUCAAUUAUUGGCAAAACCCAAUCCUAGAGUUCACUGAUCCCGUCUGUAAUCAAUGCAUCUCUGGUAUGUGUCACCUACUUAUCAGUGCUUCCUGUGGACUGUGUAAUGUACCACAAUAUUUAUUAUUAGACCUUUUAAGAGAGUGGGCCAUUUUGGACUUCUUUGUUUCCUUUUGUUUUCAUGUUUCAAAGCUCACAAUGGCAUCUGGUCUCUGAAACAUGCAGCUGCUAAUGGGAUACUUUGUUGUUUUUGUUUUGUCUUGUGAUGCCCAGGAGGGCAAGUAGUAUUUGAGAGACACUAUGGGGGAAAUAUUCAGUGAUGUGUUUAGAAAUAUUUUGUCUUGUAGGCGUCUUCUGUAUUAUAAUAAACCUAUUUUUAAGCCUGUGUUGUUACCCACUCAAUAUGACAGAAUCAAACUAACUACUUAAGUAAAAAAGUAUUAAAUGGACUAUUUAUGUGUGAAGACAUUAAUAAACCUUUUUCAGUUAUGUUGCUAAUAGUUUAAAUCCCCAGGUGGUAUUUCUUAAAGCAGCAGGGUCAGUGAUUAUUCACUAAUCUCAGGGUUGUUUUCAAACUGAUUUCCUAUAAGUUUUCAUUUGUAUCUAUUUUGGCAGAAAUCAGUCCUUACAUUGGAACAAGUCCUUCCAACUAUGCCAGAACCUGUUGCCUUCUUCCAAGCUCUCUUGAAUGUCGCCGUGCAUGUCGAGAAGGAAAACUGGAUGAUCCAAAGUCAAAUUGCUCCAAGUUGGAAGAGGUAAUUAAGUAAUAGCCUCAUGGAUGGUGAUUGUUAUGCUAAAAGUUUGUUCUCAUUGUUCAUCAUUGAUAAGCCAUGCCCUGCCCCGGCGUGCGACAAACGCAGACUGCAGACUUGCAGACUGGCAGGUAAACGAGGAAAACUUUGUUGUGGAAUGCUUUAACAGGGUCCCUAUCCUUAAAGUUUAAGCCAUUUAAAGGUCUAGUUUAGGGAUAGGGAAUCUGUUAGAGCAUUCUUCAGCAAUGUUUACUUCGUUUAUCUGCCAGUCUGCAGUCUGCGUUUGUCGCACAGCGGCCCUGCCCACAUCUACAUGCAGGCUCUGUCUGUAUCCAGACUUCUUUGUGAGGCACUGCAUUUCUUUGAAAUUUUCUAUCUUUUUUUGAGUUGAUUUUGUUUCAUUUUAACCCAGCAGUUUCUCUUGGAUAGAUAAAGAUGGAAUUCAUCAGGAAAUUGAGUAAUUUUAAUUUUCUGUGGACAAAAAGCUUGUACAAGAAUAUUUUAAGCCAUAUUGCAUUUUUUUACAUUUAUCAAGAGCCAUAAGUGUAAUAAGUUAUAUGAAAUAACUCCACAAAAGGUUCUUAUGGGAGCCCAAGAAAGUAAAUUUUAAUUUUCACAGGAGUUGAGAAAACACAGGUAAAAUUGUCAUGCGUAAGAUUUCAUUCAAUUUUGUCCUAAACUUUUAUGCCACUGGUAGAGUUUUGUGGUGUUAAUUUUCUUCCCAUCAGUUAGUGUUGUGUUGCAACUGCCAUUUCCAUGUCAAAAAAUGAAGAAACAUGCCCAUUACAAAUUUAUUAAUACUAAGUAGUACUUGGUCUGGUUUGUGAUGGCACAAUGAAAAUGUCUGCUCAACACUCACAUUUUUGGCUAAUGGCAGCUUCUCCACAUGAAGCUCUAAAACAUGGGUGCCUUACAAAGAUGAGUGCAGAGCCAACUUUCUAUCUCUUUCUGUGUGGACACCUCUAAUCUAAGAUGGACAGCUUCAUAAAACAGUUGCCUGGAGGUGAUCCUGGCGACCCUUCCCUGCUUCUUUUCACUCAUUUUACUGUAACCUAACGUUAUAAGACAGACUCAGCUCAAGUUGUCAGCUGGGGCCAGUCCCAAGGGUGGUUGACUGUUCAGUCAUUUCCUUUGGAAACUGACAUUAAACCUUACAUACAAACCUGGCCCCAGUUGUUCAAACAUUAGAUAGCACUAUCCAUUGGAUAAAUCACUAUCCAGCAGAUAAGUAUGAGGGAAACUAAUUGUGUUAUCCACUGGAUAGUGAUAUCAAAUGUUUGAACAACCGGAGCCUGAUGGUAAAGGAAUGAUUUAAUAUAAUUAUAUUUAGUUAACAUCAACAAUCACUUCUAAGGCGUACUGUGCUCACCAAGUUAAUUUUUUUGUUUUCUUUAGAGUGCCAUGUUUCGAUGUGUUGAAAGAUAUCAGGGUGAGUUGCUUGUGUCUUAGUGUACAAAGAAAAGUUAAUUUUAAGUCACAAAAAUUUUCUUGUAGUAUUUUGACUGAAUGUUUUUGGCACUGCAGCAUCAAGACGUUGUUGUAGGAGUACUACAUUAAAAUGUAUCAAGGCCUGUCAAGUGGUAAGCAUAUACUGUAAAUAAUGAUCACAUAUAAGCACCCUCCCCUCCCCCCCAGUCUUAGGCCCAUGUACCUGUAAACAAAAAAUCAUCCAAUUAUAAGCGCCCCUCUAACUUGUAUUAAAAUGAGUUUGAUUUAUCAUGAAGAUUUGGCGCUAAACAUGAUCAGAAGGGGUCUGCAGAAGAAUGGUCAGCGUGCAUUUGCAUGAGUCCUGGGUAGCCUGUGGUGACUAGAUCAAGAAAGAGAACAACAUGGGCAACAUUUUUUGUCUGUAUGAUCAAUUUUGGUCAAAUUUUCGACAUUUUAUUGACCUCAGUAGCACGCGAACUCAAAUAAUGGCGGCGGAAGGCGAAGAUCUUUCAGCUUCAGUUAUAUUUUUGGGGAUUUUUCUUGGUAAUGGUCGUGUUUUUCGAUCAGCAAACCACGAGGCGUAAGAUUCAAACAGUUGAACUUUUAAGUGUGUGAUGCUGUUGAGGAAAGGUGCUGGAUUUAUAUGCUUGAAAGGUAACUUGAAGCAAAAUUUGUCAUUUUACAAAGAAACAUAUGCAAAUAGCGCCAUGUUGUAUCGACCAGGCAAAGGUUUUAGCCAUUCUUUCAUAGUUUUAACACUGUUUAUUCUGCUUUCUUGGUUUCAAAAUAAAGCUUGUGUGACAUUGGAUCGAUCUUUCUUACUGGCUUUGAUAUAUGUUGCUGUGUGGAGAACUUUAUAGGCAACUAUUUGGAGACAUAUUUGGUCAAGUAUUUAUUUUAAAAAAAUUCUCAAAAAUAGGAUAUUUGGUUUUCUGGUACCGAAUGUGUGGUAGCUUCAAAUUAAUGUAUCCCUAAACAGUCUGCAUCAAUUUUUGACAUCAUACUAUCAAGAUUGAUGCAAUAAUGAGAACGAAAUUUUUUGUUGGUAGUAUUUUUAGCGGCCUUUUCCUUCUCAGGAACUUGCGAACGAAAGGGUUAAUAAAAAACCUGUAAUGCAAAACAUAUUUUGAUCAGCACUGCUCUGCUGUAGCUUGUUUGAAGGGCUUUUUCUAUUCUAGUUAUACUCCCUCUUGGAUAUAAGCCCCUCCAUUUAUAAGCUGUCCUAAAACCCUUCACAGAUGUAUAAGUCCAGGGCUUAUAAGCCAUAGUUAACAAUUAAUACAUUGUAAACUGUGGGUUAAUGCAUUAUUUUAAUUUAAACAUCAUUAAUAUGUACACACACCUAGUGAUUUUGGUGUUUUAAGCAAGCUGAUUGGUUUGCCUGCCUGCCAUAUUAGGAUAUUGAGUAAUACCCUGACUUCCCAUGUAAAAGAUAAUCAGUAUGGCAUGAAAUCCGUGUUCUACCAAAGAUUUAGUUUAGAAACAUUUUACAGUGUGACUACCCGAACCAGGCAUGUGGAAGAAGAUUAUCCUAUCAUAACAUUUUUGAAAACAAAAGAUUCUCAAAUUUUUUAUGCAAACGGGUUGAUAACAUUCACAAAUUUGAGGGCUGUUUCCUGAGAGGUCAAGUAAGUUCAAACAGUUUAAAGUUUCCAGUGGGUGCAUAGUUGAACCUUACAUUUUAUUUUUUGUUUGCAAAAAAAACUGGAGAAUCUUUUGUUUUCAAAAAACGUUGUGUUUGGAUAAUCUUCUUCCAAGUGCCCUGGUUUGGGUUGUUGCACUUUAAGCCUCAUAAGAAAAAUAUUGGCCUUGGAGUUUUUUUUUUUUAAGAAAAAAGACCAACUGUAUUUUGUCAUGGGUUUUGAACAUAUAACCCAAAGUUAAUUUAUGAAGGAAGACAUGUACUGGACGUGAAUAGGGGUAUUAAACUGAAGUGAUGGUUUGAUAUGUAGGGGUUAUUGAAAGCAGUAAAUAAGAUUGCAUCUGCUGCAGUGAGGGGUGGGGGGUGGGGGAUACUUAACACCUGGGUAGGGUAGGGCUUCUGCUUGCAACUUCCUUUUUCUCACCUCGUACAUAGGUUAGAUUUUACAUGCAUUUUCCCUCCACCCUGCUGUGUAAAUUAUAAUAACUUUCAGUGAUUCGUUUGACAGGUAUUUUCAUCAGAUCAACCCCCAUCACUCAAGGCAAAGAAUGAUGUGAAAAAGACUUGUGCAAGAUAUGGACAACAUGUAAUAUCUUGUGUAGCUAACGUUACUGCUGGCGUGAAGUCAUGCUCUGGUGAGUCAAUUUUAUUUAUGCUCUCUCGGUACAAUGCAUAGUUAUUAGGUGUAGUUUUGGAUAAUUAAACUUUUAAGACUAAAAAUUGGAUCCUAUUGAAAAUGAUAUUUUUCUUAUUGAAAAAUGUGAUAUUGCCAAGAUGAUGUUUUGUUUUUUGUAAAUUUAUAAGUUGCACAAGCUACAUACAGUACAGUACAGUUAAUCCUGCAAUCAGUAAUAAUGUUCCCUUGGAGUUGCAUUGGUGACUACAUGGUCAACCAAUGCAGUGAAACCACUCUUAUCUUGUGUAGACCUCUUUGCUUGCUCAAUAGACAUUUAAUAAAUGCAAUGUUUGACCGUAGAAAGCUAUAAUGUUUGUAAUAAAUGGUUUUCUGUGAACAUAAAUUCUAAAGUGUGCUUCUUUCCAACAGUGCCAGAAUCAGAUUCAAGACGUAAAGGUGAUUAUUUAUUAUUAUUGUUAUUAUUAUCAUUAUUUAAAAAAAUACACUAUAAGUGUCCUCUUUGUUUGCUUGUUUCACGUUAUGUGAGAGGUGUUAAUUGUGUUUUUUCUUUUAGUUUUGAAAUGCUGCAAAAGACUUCAAAAUGAUGAUCUAAAAUGUAAAAGAACUUGCCGGCAGGUAUGUCAUUGUAUUUAGUGAUAUACCUGUAGACUAUUUUCUUGUUAUGUUGUUCAUUUAAAUCUGUUAUUAUUUCAUUAAUAUAUAUUAUUUGCAUUGUAUUAGGACCUGCAGUCACAGAAAAGUGGCACUGCCAUGAUUUCAAAUCUAGUUAAGGCUUGUGGAGAACCUUUUGCACAAAACAAUGAAAAGGUAUACUUGACUUUUACUACUGCUUGUUGGUCUAACAUGGUCAUCAAUAUUAAAUAUAUUUUUACAGUUUACAAUACCACUAUUCAUUUCUCAUUGUUAUGUCCUAAUAAUGAUAGAGGUUAGAGAGUUAUUUCAGAGUACUGUGAUAAUAAAUCAAAGAAAUUAAGUCAAGCACAGUUCUCUUUUUAUAUUAAUGAUGACGAACUAGUUUUGAAUUCUUUUGUUUUGUUCUUCAGCGUAAUGGGUUUUGGACCUGUCUUAUUGAAAAUUCAGAAAAGAAUCCUGGUGAGUAUGAAUUAAGUACCAUUUAUCAGUGUAGCAACUUUUCUGGUGUCAAUUGCAAGAACUGUUAAGUAACUUAGGGCUACUUGAAUAAGAGUUUUAAAGGCUAUAGUGAUGUUAUAAUGUACCAGUGUGUCUGUAAGUUUGUAGAAGAAUCUUAGUAAUGAAAAAAAUAGUUAAACUUCUUGUGUCCACACUGUAAGUUGAUUGUCAAUUCCCUUGGUCUCAUAGUCCUAAUUUUCGUCCUAAUAAUAAUAAUAAUAAUGAUAUUAAUAAUAAUUGUUAUUUCAUGAAAUAGGGUAAGGAGGCCAAGGGAAUAGAGAAUGAAUGUAGGUUAAUAUUGAUUUCUAACCAGUAACACUCAUGGUUGUUUUUUACAGCUCCAGUUUGUCCCACAGGAACACCACAGCCACCAUCACCAGGUAAAUAAAUUGUAUUAGACAAAUUUGACCUUUUAAUAUGCUUCAAGGCUGAAGGAGAACGUUUAUGAUAAAAUGAUGAAAUAACCUACUGUGGAUGUGUAUUGCUAUCCUUCUUGAAUUGAUAUAAUUUGCCCUGCAUAUGUUAGCAAAGUUACGUUUAAUGACAAAAUUCUUUCAUUGGACUGCACAGAAAAACACUCGGCGAGAGACAUCUUUUAUUUAUAAUCACCAUGAAUAAUGCUUUUGUUCAUUCUUAUUUCAAAUAAUUUAUUUUAGGUAUGAAGUCUAAAUGUUCUUUUCUUUUUCUUUUUAUGGCAGGCAGGGGUAAGUGGGGUAUACUUCAUAAUGGUUUAGUUCUCAUGGUGUAAACAAAAUGUUUGAAAGUUUGGUGUCUUUGUGAUUUAAGUUUUAGGAAUUGACAGUGCUAAACUUCAGUGCUGUUCUAAAGCAAAAGAUUCUGGCUGCUGGCGUCUUUGUAUUCAGGUUUGUUUGUUUUAUAAGUGCCUCUGUUCUUAACGAAUAUUUUUCAAGAUUCUGUGAUUGUUUUGUUCUGAAAUUAGUAUUGGAAUUAUAUAAUAAUAUUAUGGUGACAAAUGGAACUAGUCUGUCUUAUUGCAACAUAAGUAUAUCCCCCCUAUUUUCAUUUAUUCUUCUAAGGUAUGAAAAAAUGUUUGAUAAUUUCUUAUAAAAUACAGUCACCCCUAUUAAUACGGGCACUCAACGGGUCACAGAAACUGUCCGUAUUAAUGGGGUGUCUGUAUUAUUAAGCUGGUGUCCGUAAAGCAGGGCUUGAAUGACUGUACGGGAUUUUCAUCCAGUUUCACUUCCUGUGGUAGGUUCAGUUUUUGGCUGCAAAAUAUUUAUAUUCACUCAAGUUUUUUAGCCAUUUAUUCAUUUAUUAUACUUUGGGUUUUCUUUUUAUGUAAUUUACCUGGUUGUUGAUUCCAUCCCAGAGUAUAUUUCACUACAUACCUAUUAUAGACAUAUAUCCAAACACAUGACUCAUGAAAUAAUUUGUUGAAUUUGUAUAGAUGUACAAAUCUAGUUGGGGCAGGACCCAGAACUGGCGUGAAUUUGAUGUCAAGUGUGGUUACAAUCCUAGGGAGGUAUGAUGCACUCCAGAUUUUAAUGCUUCUUUAUAAUUCAUAGUUCCUAAAUACUUGUAGUGGUUUGGUAUCAUUAAAUUUGUCAUGACUUGUGUACUGAAUCAAUUAAUUGUGCUUGUUCUGUAGGUCAGUAUGAUGAACUGUUUGGCUGAUGGUGAGUAAACAUUGAACCCUUAAAGUCCCAUGCAGUAUCCACUUCCAAUCCAAUUCUUCACACUGAUCUCUAUAAUUUCCUUAAAGAAUUUAAAGUUGAGUGGAUUUGGUAAAAGAUCGAGCCAUUUCCCUCCGGGUAUCAUUAUGGGUUAUGCGUGGGCCACUUUGACUUUUUUACAUAGAGAUGACUUCCCAGUGAAAACUUAAUUGGCUCUGCCACAGGCACCCCAAUAAUGAAUGGUUUGUUAUCUCUGCAUGGCCAUCAAACUGAGCUAUUUGGCAAAGCCUGUCAUAGAUCAGGUCUAGUGAUAUACAUGUAACAACUGAUAUUGAGAUAAUGUUUUCAUGGAGACAAUGUUUCAGGCAUUAAGAUCCUGCAAUUUUAUUGUUUUGUUUACAGUUACUGAACCAUGCCAGUUGGGUUGCUCAGGGCUCAGUUUUUGCACAAACUUCAACAACAGGUUUGUUUAAAUAUUGUCAUAGACUACAAACAGUCUGUAUUUUUGUGUAUUGAAGUACGCAUGAACAGUCAAACAAAAGACCUGGAGUGAGGCUGAAAACAAAGAGUGAGACUGGGGACGGAUGCUGGAAAUUAGGGGCGUGGGAGGGGCUUAAGUGCUUCAUGCACAUGAGACUGUUUUGCUUUGUAAUAGUCUCAUGUCUUUCUCCAUAGAUGCAUGGUGUUAAAAAUCAAAAUGCAUACAAACAUAAUUUGCUUUAUCUUUCAGAGGUUAGAUGUGUGAAUGUAUGAAUAUAUAUUAGCCUCAUAUAAAAAUAAGGCCCAAUGAUUUGUGGCCUUUUCUGAGGUGUAAAUGUUUCUUUAGUUAUUAGAAACUCUGAUCAAUCAAUCCUAAUCCUUAGAUGUAUGUUGUUGUUGCAUUGUAGACAUACUGAACUGUUCCGUAGCUGUAAAAGGGCUUCAGAUAAAAAUGCCAAGAGUUACAUGCUAGAGUGGACAAAAGGUUACAUCCAGAUACCUAACACUGAUAUCAAAAUACCAAUAAUGGACAUCAAGAAAUGUCUUCCUGAAACGUGGAAGGUGUGUGCUGUCUUCUUAGCUGUAAUGUUGGCUGGGAUUUUCGUUUUUGUUGGUGCGAUUGUUUUUGUUCACUUCUUAAUACCUCUUUUCUCAGAUUUGUGUAAUGUUUUCAUAUCGUUUUUAGACUAUACUGUUCUAUCAUCAUAAAGUUUAUAAUAAUUGCUCAUGUACAUGUACAUAAUUGAAGGACUUGUUGUGUAGUAAGUAACCAUUGAGCUUCUCUCCUUCCAGGCAAUUGCUUGUAUUCUUCAAAUUAAGCCAUGCAGCAUUAAAUCUCACAGAAGCACAAUCUGCAGGUUGGUGGUAGAAACUGACUGUCAUUAUUAAUUUACGUUAUUUCAGCUGUGAGAUGUUGCACUUCUGUGUGGACACCCGUAAAUUUUAACAUAUGUCAAUUGUAGUGUAUGCUGUUAAAGGACUCAAACUCUUGGUUAACCCCAGAGUUUAGGUCUCCCAGAAAAUUAAAGCAUUUAGUAAGAUUUAUUAUGAACAUGUCUGAGAGACUUAUUGUUUGUCAGUCAAAUUGGCCAAGAUUGUCCAUAUAGCAUUUCCCACCGUUGCCAAUUCGUAGUCUUAGUCUUAGCUAGACUACAUGAAGGUCUAUUAUCCUAUUUCCAUCUUUAAGCUGAGUGAAAUUGUAUGUAUAUUGUACUUUUAGGCCAGAUUGUGUUGAAAUUUUACAAAGAUGUCGCAAUUCAAGCUCUGAUAUGGGAGGCUUGUCAGCUGAGGAUGUGUGUGAUGCACUCUCACCGCCUGACAAACAUGCACCAUGUAUUUCCCUCAAAGAAUAUUUAGGUAUCUACAUGUAUUUUAUUAUAGCCUAUUUUUAAGCUCUGUAAUGUUCUGAUUGCGAACAUCUACGCCCUUCUCCUUGUAACGUCAUCUGAGUGUCAGUUUGAAAAUUGUGUUUCAACAGUUGUUGAUAAAGAAGUUUUAGUAAACUAAAACCAAGUUUUCACUAUGGCAAGGGCAAUAAUUAUUAACUAUGUAAUUAGCACUUUUUGUUUGCAAACUUUUGUGUCUUGUGUUCAAAGGAUAGAGAAAUUUCUUUUUCCAAUGUUUUUUUUUGGUUGAUUUGUUAGUGCAUAUACCUAUCGUUUCAAGCUCUUGACACAAAUCUCUUAUGCAGUAGGAAGUGUUUUGAUAUAAUUGACAGCAGAGUCAAUGUGUUUCGGAGAAGAACUAUUUAAAAACGGCGAACAAUGUUGUUGUUUUUCAGUACCCAGCAAGUAUGAAGAUGUGACAGAUGAAGGUAUUAAAGCUUUGAAACUGUGAAUAAUAUUUUAAUUGGUAGCAAUCAUAGCCAUGAAUAACUUCACUGCUUUAAAACUUCGUUAGCGUUCAAGUCUGAUUAUCAGUUUUAUUCUUGGACAACUGAGGUGAGGCACUAAGAUUAAUUUUAUGUGAUGUGAUUUGCAGUGACGCACCCUUGCAAUCCAAAUCCUUGCGAGGAAAAACAAGUUUGUGACAUCAACAGACGAUGCUUCAGUGCUAUCCUUGACAGGUGUCAAUCAUACACUUGUGUCCCAGGUAAAUGUACAUAGUAUCUUACACCAUCUUACUUCACAGGGCCUGUUCUGCCAGGGCUGUUUCAUUAACAAAAUAUGGUACAACUGAAUAAGAAAAAGGAAGUUUUAGCAACAACGAUGGCGACGGCAAGGAGAACGUGAAAAAGUGAUAGGUCUAAUAACCUUAAUAACCAACCAACAAAUUUGUGCGUGCAUUACACUUACACACUGUACACUUCGUUGCUGUCCGGCACUGCACGACUACAGCUUAAAAUUUCCUUGUGCUGCAUUUUACGGAAGACAGAUAAAGACGACAGCGAUUUAUUCUUUCACUUUCUAAGCUUAGUUCGGACCACAAGAAUUCAUCUGCUGUGUAAUUUACCUCCAUUUGAUCUUGCUUAAACACUCUUUUGUGUUUUCGCCAUGGACGCAUACAGAAACAAAAAGUUUCUGGUUUUCAGUCCAUUUCCGUUUUGUUUUAUUGAUGUACCAACAUCGUUUUACACCGCACAGGUUGUCCACUUGGUGAUGAAUCCAGUUUCCUUGUGCGAGUGGGAGAGUUUGCCAGGGUAAGCAGUCAUUACGACAAUGAGCUGUCAUUAUAUAUUGAUUGUUUUUUCUUUGUAUACAUUUAUCCUCGAUCGAUUCGGUCCCUGGAGGUAUUAUUAAUCGGCAGGUCAGUUGUUAUGAUACCCAGGAAAUGAGGGACACCGAAGGGUGAUUCGUCGGGGCCGAUCCAGGGAGCGGCAAAGCGCGGGAAAAAACCUUUUCACGCGAUUUUGAGCGACGCAGGUCAGACAGAAGUGAACUUUUUGCCGUCUUAGGCAAUGGUUUUGCCCAAAUUUUCAGGCAAAUUGCUUUUAUAAGCGUAAAGACACUUAAAAGGGAAAAGGCGUCACUUCAGUUGACGUUCGUCGCUCAAAACGUCUUUGCUUAAUCUCUUUAAUGACUUCUCCUUUGUUCAGCUUAGUUUUAUUGUUCAUUAGGCGAAAAUAACCAUAACUGUGGAAAGGUCAUGCAUCUCAAAUGAUUAUGAUAAAAGAGAGACCCAUGAUUUGAAGGUUUUGUUACUGAUCUUAGGUGCCUGAUCCAAGUGGAAGAGCCGGCUGCUAUAAAAUUUGUCACUGUGAUGGUACAUCAAAACUCAGCAAAUGCAAAAGUCUGGACUGCAUUCGACGAAAGCCUUGUUACAUUCCGGGCAAACCUAUGGCCAUAAGUGAGUGAAACCUUGUUGGCCAUUGUUUAUUUCAUAAUUUGUCUUUUCCUUACAUUUUUGUAUGCUGUGUGAAACAAAACUAUGCAACCUAUGACAAAGUUAAACAAAACGCGUACUUUAACGUUACAUUUUACCUGACUUUUCCUUCUAAGCUGUCUUUAAAUUACAGAACUCUCUCUUCUCUACGGUGGCCCAGAAGGGUCACACAUGCAAAUUAAAAAUGUUGCUGCAAAUUAAAAAUAGUACUUGCAAAUUAAAAAUUGUACAUGCAAAUUAAAUAUAAUACAUGCAAACUAAAAAUUGUGGUACAAAUUGAAAAUAGAAAACAUAUCGAUGCAAAUUAAAAAUGAGCGCGCGCAGUAUGAGUGAUGAGGACCUGGUCCGAGCCGUGUGACCUGGCCUUACAGCCCUCGGCCCGUUCAUGUUUCAUGUUUGUAAUAUUUUUAGUUUGCAUGUGCAAUUUUGAAUUUGCAGGUAAAAUUUUUAGUUUGCAGCAACAUUUUUAAUUUGCAUGUGUGACCCUUCUGGGCCACCGUACUUCUCUGAUCAAUAGCCUUUUCACAGGCCCUCUAUUUUCUCUGAUUUACAGAUCGUCGACCGCGCGUUUAUUGAUCGCAAACGCAAGGGGUUGGGGUGUGGGGAAAAGAAGAAAGGAAAAACGUCAGUGAACAGGCUACUGAUCAACGUUUAAUUCACUGGCAUGAUUUUUUUGCAGAUGAUGGUGAGUUGUUUAUGGAUGACUGCAAUUUAUGUACAUGUUUCUCUGGAGAGGUGACUUGCACCAAGAGGCAGUGUCCAGCAUCUGUGCUUUCACCAGAGUAUAAUGCAAGUGAGUCUUUUUCUUCAUUUUCAGUGCAAGUUAGUGCACAGCUUAAUAUUUAGGUGGAAAAAAUAGUAGGAGGCUUUCUUCUCUUGAUUGUCAAGUGCUUCAUACUUGUUUAAAACGUCGACAGCUACUGAAAUUCCGUGAGAAAUUUUUUUUUGUUUCAUUUGCAAGUGAUAAUUUUUGACCCGCAUUGUUAAAAUCUCGGGCCAAAAAAAACCGCUUUUUCCUCGUCUCCCAAGGUUGAACACCCGGCCGAUUCAAUUCGUGCAAAACUCAUUAUUUGAACUAACAUUCCUGACACUUUAUGUUAGCUUUUUAAUGAAGCAUUGUUUAUUUAGUGUUUAUACUCGGCAAAAGACACUUUUUUUUACUUGAUAAUGACGUAAGUUCAACUUCAAGACGUCGUUGUUUUUACUUUUUUAAACUUUUAAAAAUUAUUAUGAGGAAAUGUCUGCCGAAUUCGCUUGUUAUUCCUACGGUUUUCACGUCAGAAAUCGGUGGAAGGCACAGUUACUGCGGUCGAAUGUCUUUUAUUUGCUGGCGGGAUUAAAUUUACUUUCAAGUUGAAAAACGGCGGAGAAAUUAUAAAAUUGAUAGAUGUCAACAAAAAGCCAAGCCGGACCUCACUUCAAAGACAGUUAUUGUCUUAUUUCUUGGACUAAUAUAUCUGCUCUUUUUUUAGGCCGGCCUAAACGAAACCAAACCCCUGGCAACGAGUCCAUAGAUACGGAUUUAAUCAUAACUCUGCCAUGUGGUUGUGAUAAUGUCUAUCAACCAUUGUGUGGCGGGGAUGGCAAGACCUACCCCAACCCUUGUGUUGCACGGUAAGCAAAUACUACUGAGCUCUGUCUUCGCCUUAUGUAAGGCAACCUGGAUUCCGAAAUCAGAGAAAUUAUUGGUGAAUUUGGAAUCCGGGAAAUUUUGCUUGUGGAAGCCAGAAUCCUGAAUAUAUUCAGCUUGUGGAAUCUGGAAUCGUACUAACGAUUGGAAUCCGGAAUCCAAGGUUCCACUGACAAAGAAUCCAGAAUCCACUAACUGGAACCCGGAGUCCACAGCGUGGAAUCCAGAAUCCAAGCUGAGACUGUCUUGUAUUCCCUUACAUGGGGCCAUUGGUUUAGUGCCGGCUCUGGUGAUAGGCCAAACGACCCCAUUUAAGUUUUUGAACGCAUGCAGACUUAAGAGUUUGCGCCUCUGUUCUCACAUGAAUGAUAUCAUCCUUCUAUGAACUUGUAGUCUGGAGUGGACUGUUUACGAAAGUAUCCGUUUAUGACCGUGUGGUUGGAGAUCAAGUAGCCUGCUUAGCAGGCGUCGAAAGGGGUAUGGGGUAGGGAGGAAGGGAAAAAGAGGGGGAUUGGGGACAGAGGGUAAGGCUCCCUUUCAUUUUUCCCCUCGCUCGCGCUUUUCUCCCUCCCCCUCCCGUUUUUGCGCCUGCCACGCAGGCAAGAGAUCAAGUUGUUAGUAGAGAGGGAUCGCGUGAAAAUACCUUAGUAGGAAUAAUAAUUUUAUAUGAUUACAGUAUAUGAUGAGGCUGGGUAUGACAAGAAGAAUUACGCCGAUCUCGGAGGGUGUUAUUCGUCAUUGCGUAAUAGCUCCUGCUUGCGUGACUUGGGAAGGGGAGAGCGCGAGGCGCGCGCCCCGCUCUUUCCCUUUCCCCUUUCAAUGCCUGUCACGCUGGCUUUAGUGCCCCCAUCGGAUAAAACAUUCUUCAUUCAACAUUGGUUGACACAGAAGUAGGUUACCACACGCCUCUGGUCACAUACCAGCACUGAUCGAUUGUUAUAAAGGUAGCAUGCCAUAAUAUUCCAUCUGUGGAUCCAAUAAAGUAUGUCUAAAUCAGUUCCUAGAAACGCGUGUGUUCAAGUUUCUUUAGAAGCUUCCUCUGUGUCCUGCUUAUUUGGCACUAGCUGGUAUGAACUGAGAAUCAGUUCUCUAUUAAGCAAGACUGUUUCAGUUGUUGUUAUAUUUUCUCUUUCUUUCUCUUUUUUUAACCAGUUGCAUGGGACUUAGGAGUUCUGAUUACACGUAUGGUAACUGUGCUUCUAUUGAUCCCUGUGAAUCAAAUCCUUGUGCUGCAGAUGAAAAGUACGUAUGAAGAGUUUUUGCUGUAUCCCCGUCUUUUGCUUUCUGCAAAUAAUAUUAUGUUUACGUGCUUUUGUUUUUAUUAGUGUAAACUUUUAUGACAUUGUCAGACUUUUCUCCUAACGUUCACGGCUUAUUUCAUUUAUUAAAGGUUGCUGUCUGAACCUUCUCUAGCUAUUGAACUUAUAUGGGCGAUUUGAUUUUGAUUUUCAAGGUGUAUUGUGGAAAGAAAGACCUGCCUCUCCGUCCUUGAUCACUGCAGCCAAUUCUACUGUGGUAAGUAAAUUGAGUUAUUCUUUCAUGUUACGCUUGCGGCAAAUAGACCUACUGCUUCAUAUAAUGGUAAUAGGCUGUCCAUACUCAUGUAUUUGUAUGUGUAAGCAGAAGAACUUUACUCAGUACUUCUGUCAGUUUUUUUAAAAUAUUUCUCAAGCUUUGUUUUUGUUGUUUUUGUGUUGCCAGUUUCGGAGGGAAAGUACUGCAGUGAUCUUCAGUUGGAUCCAGUUUGCGACACGGACAACCGCCAACACCCAAACCUUUGUUCGUUACAGUUCAACGGCAAGAGUCUGGCAUAUAAAGGUUUUUGCAAGGUGAAUAAUUAUGUGAAAAAAAAAGCAAAACAGAAAAGUGUGCAAAGAUACCGUUGCUGUUUAAAGUUAUAGUGUCCUCUUGAUUUACACUUUUUGGAACUCUACCUGCCAAGUUCGGUGUUAUUUUUAAUUCAGAAAGAGGAAAAUAUUGCACUUGGUGAUCAGCUUGCAGCUUCAUGAUUGACUUUUUUUUUAUUUGAUAGGAUGAAUGUAAGCCCUCGUCCCCUGCCGUGUGCGGAGUGAAUGGUGAGACUUACUCCAGUACAUGUGCAGCAGACUCAGCCCGAGUUCUUAUUGAUUACCGCGGUCGCUGCAGGGCAGUCGGAGUCGGAGAUGGUGAGUAUAUAUAUACCACACUACUGUGCAGGAUUCGUAAAUAGACAAUUCUCGACAGUUUCGAUUUAGAAUCGUUUAUACACUUGCCUUAGUUGUUGUGAACUGGUCAGCGGACUAGAAUUUGACUGACAGUUCACGCUGAAACGAAGGACUACUGAGAACGCACCACUCGCGUUUGGACUGACUCUUCACAUUAAUGACAUCACGGCUUACUAACUUAAUUGACGAGUCAGGUAACCAUCACCUUGGAUACAUACUUAAAUUCUGAUUCUAAACUGAGACAGGUUAUAGAAAUGUGAAUCACUGCAUGUCAUUCUACCCAGUCCUAGUCAGCACGAAGAAAACCUCGCACGCAUUUUGAAACCAUUAGUAACCAAAAAGAGACGAGCACCCUUACCUUGCGAUCAUAACUCUCUUAACGUCAAGAUUCUGAGCAAACUGUAGAAGAGGAGCUCUGAGGUGUUAAUGUGUGUGUGUGUAAUCUCAGGAGAUGAGCCAAGAUGUAAGAAUGUGAAGUGUCCUAAGGUGAAUCCACCUGACUGUACAGGAAUCAUUCCACCUGGGGCUUGCUGCCCUCACUGUGGUAAGAAUCUUUACAUUGAAACCUGCGAUACUCAUCCAUUUCGUAAAACAUGAAAAGACAAAAUAUACUUCAGACUUAAACCUGCGAUAAUUUUAGAUUUUUUUUAAAUCUUAGAGUCUCAUAUUGAAGAUGUAGAAACUUCGGUGCGGGAUUAUGUAUUUGAUAUUUUUUCGGAUGCAUUUACCUUGGUAGACGUUGGAGAACCUUAAUAGCAAAAGACAAGUACCCUUUUCUUGUACAUGUACCGUCGUUUGAGAAAUUGAAAUGAUUGUCAAUAGAAUUCAUCCCGUCAUUAACUUUUUUGACCCCUCUGACUGACUGACUGACUGUGGGUCGUGUCAAUGAGAAAAUAAUGAUCAAGGCAUAAAGGGCUAAUCUUUGAUUUUAAGUUCGGUCACGUUGUGCAAAAUUGUAUAAUGUGAUACACUGUACGAAAGUUACAUUGUUACAGGUUACAGGCUGAGUUGUAAUCACAUCUUUUCAUCCGCCUUACCGUGAAAAAAGCUUUGGCUUGUUGAGGUCGCGCCUUAAUUUUCAUCUAAGUCACACUUUUCUGUGUCUUUUAGUCGCGGAAGUUCGAAUCCUGUACAGUCUAAAACAGCUGAUGAAGAACAGAGAAGGUUUUAGCAUAUAUGAGACAGUCACACUGGAACAACUAUUUCUCCUCUUGCGGCGUCAUAUUUCCACUGUAAGUACAAUAAAAAUACAUUGUGAACAUGUGAUGAACACCUGUCUAAAAAAACUGAAUCUAAUAAUCGGUCGCCGCUGCUCUCCAGCUUAAAAGCGCAAGUAGUAACAUCAGAAUCAUAGUGCGUUCGGCUAAAAGAAGUCAGUUUAGUUUUUAAUAUUUUUCUUUCAGUUUUGUUGACGAAUAUGGCUGUCCAGAGUGACAGUUUGAAAUGGGCAAUUUCCAGUUUCCAAAAUCUCUCACUCUCAUAACGAGGCUAAGUGCAAAACCUUUUUUUGAAAAUGAGUUUCAUUGCAGGAGAAUAAAAACGCAUUUUCAUAUCAAUGGCUUCGCACUUAGCCUCGCUUGGAAACAGGGGCUCGGAGCAAAUCGGAAAUGACCCAAUACACUUUUUUGAAGCUACUGGAAAAAAAUCUAGAUUCUUAAGCAUACUUUACUUUUCAUUAAGCGUUACUUACAGCUUGCCUGCAAAUUACUUUCUAUUUUCAGACCGAGUGCGAUCUCUUUGGGUAUCACAGUCUUGAAGGUGAUAUAGUGGUGUUGGUAAUGGCUGUCACGGGAAAACCAACAAUCCUUCAGGUAUUACUCAGUUUAUUUUUUUCUGGAACGGAGGGUUUUUCCUCAUGCCAAGGCUUCACGUAGAUGUUCAAAGCUGCUCAUUUUAUUCCUCAUGUAGUUCUUUACAGAGACUCACUUUUUUUUGAUACACUGAUUUUCUUGUCAAACUCGUUCUAGGAUCUCUCUUCUCCCCAUCCCCGAGAGUGAGACUUGGGACUAGACCCCAGGGAAACGGGGUCUCCUAUUUUCUAAACUUGGAUUUUGUUUUGGUCUUUAUAGGUUGAAACUUGUAAUCGUGAAGCCCAAAGGCUGGAAGCGUUCGUCAACACAGGAACUCCUGCGUUCACUUCAGAUAUAGUGUUGUCAGCACUUAAAGGCGCUCGCUCACGGGUACCAUUACUUUCAAGAAAAUCACAACAACCGGUUUCCAACGUUCGCAAGAGUAAAGCGAGUGUGGUGAACAAUUCAUUAAUUGUGUCAUUGUUACCUAUAAUUAUGCUUCCUGUUAUUCGUCGAACAGGUAGAAGUUAAUAUUCAGAGUUCUCUCAGAGUAUUUUUAUGACAUUGCAAUGAAUUUAUAAAUGUAAAGAGAUUAAAUUAUUGUAUUUUUGAGGAUAAAAUUUUGAAGGACACAAAAUUAGUCAUCUUCACAGCUUUCAGUGAAAUUCGUUGUUUUUUUCGUAUUUGUAGCGAUUAUUUUGUAAGCCAGGAGAAGUUCUUUUAGGUAUUACGGUAAGAUGCGUGUUGAACUGAGUCACUGAAGUUUCGUUUCAAAGAGGCGCGUCUAAACACGACUUGAGGUGUCGCGCUCAUUAAACGCAGUGUUCUUUUUUUAUGCAGCGUUCAUCUUGAUUUCUAGUUUUGGCAGCAGAUGUUUUAAAAUUAAGGAACUAUUUUAUACGUUGAGCAGUGUUAUGCGUCUCUUCCGCGGGAUAGAUCGAAUAGAUUAACAUGUCAUUUUACGCCUGCUAUCGAAGAAAGGAGAAUUUAAAAGUGAAGGAGCUGAAGGUCGUGAAGUGAGUCGUGUCGAAUUUGUUUUAUAAAUAAACGAUAGAAUACUCUUAAAGGUAAUAUAUAUAACUUUCUCAUUCUCAAGAAAAUUUUGUAGGAAGUUUUGUUUUUAAAAAAAUGUUGAGUUAUUCGUCAUGAAAUGAGCCGUAUUAACUCAAUUUAAACGUUUGUUGUUGCGUUUCGUAGAAAAAAUUCUGAUCAAGUAUUCCUCCCAAUGCUCGUUUGAAACGCAAGGCUUCACUGUCCUCUUAAGUUCACCUCCAACCAAGGAGGUGAAGUGUUUGGUCGGGAUGGUCAUAUAAGAAGGCUUGCGGACAGACCGAGAGCAUAAAAAUUGUUCUGUUACUGUUUUUGUAUUCCUCGAACACAUACACUCGUUCAAUAAAUAUAAGAUACGUAAUAUUUAUUUAUAAAAAAACCGUUUAAAAUUACAUCUA